AUUGGUUAUAUCACGAAAAUGUUUGUUCUCGCUGAAUUGAAAGACACAGUUAGGAUCCCACCGUGGGAAUUUAAACGAAAAUUAAACGACGCGAUUACAGACGAACUUAACAGGAAGCUUGCGAAUAAGGUUUACCUGAACGUGGGUCUUUGUAUCGCUCUGCACGAUAUCACGAAGAUUGAAGAAUCCUAUAUUUUUCCAGGGGAUGGGGCAUCUCAUACUAAAGUAAUAUUUCGAGUUAUUGUGUUUCGCCCAUUUAUGGAAGAAAUUUUAAUAGGGAAGAUACGUAGCUGUAGUCUCGAUGGUGUGCAUGUAACAUUGGGAUUUUUUGAAGAUAUUGUAAUUCCACCCAAUAAACUGCAACAUCCGUCAAGGUUUGAUCAAAUGGAACAAGCUUGGGUGUGGGAGUAUGACACAGGGGAUGGUGAAAAGCAUGAUCUAUUUAUGGAUGCAGGAGAAAUUAUACGAUUCAGGGUUGUGAACGAAUCAUUCACAGAGACUUUACCUACUGGACCUAAUGUAUCCGGGGAAUCUGUGGAAAAAUCAGAAGCUAAAAAUAUAUCUCCAUAUACUUUAGGGGGUGCUAUAGAUGAGCCGGGACUUGGUUUACUCACAUGGUGGGAGAAUACCUAAGAGCACAAAAAUAAAUUUGGAUCAAUAAAUUUUUAUUUCACAGCAGAUUCCAUCAUGUUAUCACGUUCGAAAGUUAUAUCCGUGACUGGCGUCACGUGCCACCCGAUUUCGCGAUAGAAUUUUUACUGUGCGGAUACAUUUAUAUUCAGUUUCCAUUGGUAACAGAAUUAUUAAUUAGUAUUUGUACAAUAUAUACAAAGACGUUAUAUUUGAAAUAUGUGGUAACACGCGAAAAAUAACAUCAGUUCGGUAAAAGUCGAGGUAAUGCUAAAUAUUACACAAAAAUUGUAUUCGGUGGUACAAGUUUCAACAUAAAAAACAUUGCAUAGUCUGUAGCAAUUCAAUUUAAACAGUGGCAUAAAAAUUCUUCACAUUAUUACGUGCCGAUGGAGGAUAGUGUGACGCAAUCGUGUUCUUGUCUUUUUUUUUUCUUUUUUUUUAAAUAUUCGUCAAAAUCGUUUAACAGUAUUAAACACAUAAAACACGUUCUCUAUAUUGUGAUAUAUCGUUACAGUGAAUGAAAAACAUUCAAGAACUUAGCUAGGUGUAAGCCUUAAAUUUAGGAAACAUUAAUUACAUGACAGCGGAAUAUACGUAGAUAAAAUAUAGUCGAACACAUUUCUAGACGACAGAUACAUGUGCAACGAUCAUUCGGUUUGUCUUUUUUUCUGUUCCUUUUUAUUUCAGCAACACGUGUCAUCGAACAAAUCACGCGAAUCCGUGUCUCGUAAAUAAAUAAAAAUCACCGUCAAGACUCGUCGGAAUGUUUUUUGCCUUUUUUUUUAUUUAUUUAUUUUUUUUCGCUCGUUGAACAGUCACUUUCUAUGUAGUUCGAUUAGUCUCUCUUUUUUUUUUGUUAUUUCCUUUUCAAGCACCGCGACUAACGUGACCAGAUCGUGGUCUUAAACGGCCUCGCAAGCGGAUUGAACGACACUCUAAAACACAUUCAAAGUGAAAUAAUGCGAGUACAAUAAAAAUUUAUCACAGUUCUAACUGCUUGAGUCUGUCGUGCCGUCUCAUCGGACAUUUACUACGUUCUUUUAGCGAGAACCUACGUGGGGCUAGCUGUCGCAAUAUUUCCCUAUCGUCAAGCGACGCGUGAAACUCUGAACAUUGUUAUCGAUUGUACGCACUUCUCUUCUAUUUUAUUUCAUUCGUACUUUGUCGAUCCUUCGAGAAACUUAAAAAUGCAACGACCAACCAUAUAAUGGAACACUAUAUAGUGGGUCGAAAUACGAAAAAAUACAACAGUUGCUCGAAUGAUUCCCGAAAUUAAUAGAAAGUCUUUUUGAAAAGGAGACCGACGACAUUAUC
Molecule: messenger RNA, 1947 nt
Organism: Dufourea novaeangliae
Lineage: Eukaryota; Metazoa; Arthropoda; Insecta; Hymenoptera; Halictidae
Gene: Polr3H
Product: DNA-directed RNA polymerase III subunit RPC8
Exons: 5
Coding region: 19-633 (204 amino acids)
Biological process (GO): DNA-templated transcription; transcription initiation at RNA polymerase III promoter
Cellular component (GO): RNA polymerase III complex
Molecular function (GO): DNA-directed RNA polymerase activity; DNA binding
Source: RefSeq, a predicted model, not a curated record